AUGAUGGGCAGUCAUUCUUUCUUGACAUCAUUUGUCUUUCCUUUCCUUCUACUCAUCAUUGUUCAGCCAUCAAUUGCCAUCUCAGUCUUGACCACUAACGGCACUGUUGUUGGCGUGAACGAUGCUGUCAGCGGUGUCCAGAGAUUUCUGGGCAUUCCCUUUGCGGAGCCACCUGUCGGUGACCUGCGGCUGCGGCAAGCUGUGUCUCUGAGAAAGUCUUUCGGCAAUUUACAAGCAGACAAAUUCGGACCUUCUUGUUACUCUGCGAGGGACCAAGGCAAUUCGAGUGAAGACUGCUUGACGCUCAACAUAUGGAGACCAACGAAUGCGACGUCCAGCAGCAGCCAGUUGCCUGUGUUGGUCUGGUUAUACGGAGGCGGGUUGACGAAUGGUUACACCGCCGAUCCCAGAUUCGAAGGGACUUCUAUAGCACGUAUUUCUCAGGAUAUUGGCAAGCCUAUCAUUCUCGUAUCAGUAAACUACAGACUAGGCCCCUUCGGUUUCUUGAAUGGAAACGAGAUGGCCGAACUUGGUUUGCUCAAUAUUGGCAUGCUUGACCAACGAAUGGCGUUGAGUUGGAUCCAAGAGAACAUCGCUGCCUUUGGGGGCGACCCCAAGAAGGUCACCCUAGCAGGUGAAUCAGCCGGUGCGGUGUCUAUCUACUCCCACAUGAUGGCAUAUGGUGGAAGGAAUGACAGUCUCUUUCGCGGCGCUAUACUGCAAAGCGGCGGAGCAUUUCCAUUGACGCUACCCAAUACGACUGCGUUUCAGAGCACGUUUGAUUCACUGUUCAGGGCAAAGGUGGGAUCGUCGACUGGGCAGUCAGUUGAUGGUGACUUUACCCGCACAUCUAUCCAGCAAGCCCUGCCCGCUGGGCAAUACAUCAAGAUACCCACAGUUGUUGGAGCAAACACCGACGAAGGCACCACAUCGGCGCCGACCGGCAUCAACACAACUGAACAGCUGUUUGAUCCAGUAGCUCAAGGUUACUUCCGCCCGAAGCUAUUACCGAACGAGACGGUCUCAAAACUCAUCAGCCUGUACCCCACAAAUCCCCAGUUAGGAUGUCCGUACAACACUGGAAGCACUCAGUUCACAUCUGGGCUCCUCGACAAAAUGGCGUGCUCCAUCUUCGGUGACAUAGUCCAAAUUGGCCCAGCGCGGAUGAUCGCGCAGACAUUGGCUCGAGAUGGUGUUCCUGUGUACAGAUAUCGCUUCAAUCACUUACAGUCGAACACCUCAUCAAUGACGAACGGCAUCGGAACUGGGGUGGAGCAGCAAUACGUGUUCUCAAACUUGAUUCCAGACCAGCCUUGGGACCAGAACAUGGCAUAUCAGAUGUCAGCCUCGUGGGUCAGCUUUGCUCAUGAUCUUGACCCGAAUACGGGGGUCUCCAGAACUGGACUGCCUUUUUGGCCACAAUACGGCAAGGAAGGAAACAGUAUUGUGUUCAAUGGAUAUGGCUCAUGGAUCGAAGCGGACACAUAUCGAGAACCUGGUGUUCAGUUCAUCAUUGACAACGUCCUGACCUAUGGCGCAUCGUAG
This is a messenger RNA of Colletotrichum aenigma, 1545 nucleotides long. RefSeq names its product Lipase 1 (gene LIP1-4). The coding region runs from base 1 to 1545 and encodes 514 amino acids. Lineage: Eukaryota; Fungi; Ascomycota; Sordariomycetes; Glomerellales; Glomerellaceae. The record is from RefSeq and is a predicted model, not a curated record. The transcript is spliced from 9 exons.